This is a messenger RNA of Cololabis saira (Pacific saury), 9078 nucleotides long. RefSeq names its product protein tyrosine phosphatase non-receptor type 13 (gene ptpn13). Gene Ontology annotation, molecular function: phosphatidylinositol 3-kinase regulatory subunit binding; protein tyrosine phosphatase activity. The record is from RefSeq and is a predicted model, not a curated record. Lineage: Eukaryota; Metazoa; Chordata; Actinopteri; Beloniformes; Belonidae. Gene Ontology annotation, cellular component: cytoplasm; nucleus; cytoskeleton. Gene Ontology annotation, biological process: peptidyl-tyrosine dephosphorylation.
GAGACUGUGUAGGGGCCACUAAAACACGAAUUAUUAUCAAAAAAAGGGGGUUUUCUCUCUUUUUUUUUACUUGUAAAAGAAAAUAUUUUUUUUUAGUUUAACUUCUGUGCCGUUGGAACCAGCAAUCGGGAAGUAAGGGGACUUGUGUAGCAGAGUACGCGCUGGAAACCUGUUGCCGACUAGUUAACUUCUAUCCAAGAUGUGGCUUUGUUGAUGGGAUGGCGUCUGGCUGCACCUCCGGACUACCAGCAUUUCCCUCUCAUUUGAGUUUCUAGCUCUCCUUGCCUGGGAAGAUGCACGUGUCUCUGGCAGAAGCCUUGGAGGUUCGAGGAGGCCCGCUGCAGGAGGAGGAGGUGUGGGCAGUGCUCAGCCAGAGUGCAGAGAGCCUCCAAGAGCUUUUUCACAAAGACCCUGCAGCCAUGGGCUUCAUUAUUUCGCCCUGGUCCCUUCUCCUCAUGCCCUCUGGAAACAUCUCCUUCACAGACGAGUAUGUCACCCAGCAGGACUUGAGAGCCUUCACCGCUCCAGAGGUGCUGGAAGGGAUUUCCUUGAAUUCAAUUUCUGACAUAGAGAAGAUGCACAUGUACUCUCUGGGAAUGACCUUAUUUUGGGGAGCAGACUAUGAGAUCCCCCAAAGCCAGCCAAUGAAGCUGGGGGAGCACCUUAACAGUCUACUCCUCAACAUGUGUGACGAGGUUGCGUUGAGUCGCAUGUCGCUGCGCACGGUGCUGGACAUCUGCAGCAAACACAUCAGAAACUCCAGCUGUGACCCUUCCUUUACCUACGUCAGAAGACUGGUCCGGUUAGUGCUGGGCAGCCUCUCUCAGUUGGAUGGUCUGGUGACAGAUCGAGAGUCUCUUCCGGAGCGAAGUAAAGAGAUUCGGGAGAGGUUAAGAGGCAAAGGCCUACCAUCAGGGAGGAGUGCCGCCCCCAGGGUUUUGGAGCGCUACAGAGCCAGGACUCAGGAACAAACCGCUCUAAACCGGGGCCUCAGUCGGUCCAUGGGCUCGCUGCCAAUCCAGGAGCUGUUGAAGGGGGACGACGGUGCAGCCCUACAGUUUUCCUCUUCCGAUUAUCACACAAACUCUGAAUCUCCCACAGAACUCUACCCCAAACCGCCCUCGCUUCAGCACCAGACCUCUUAUCCCCACCUGCAGCCUUUUCACCCCCAGCAAAAGGGCCGGGCUGUGGAACUGGACCACAGGUCUCUAAACUUCUACGGUGGGGACGUGAGGCCGAAACAGGCCAGAAAGACCUGGGCCUCCUCCGUGGACUUGGCUUGCAUUGACCCGGAGGCUCUUCGUUUCGGGGCCUUGGAGGAUGCUCGGCGAGGCAGCAAUGCCUUAAGUACGCACUCUGUGGGCAGGCGGCAGUCGCCUUUGUUGGCAUCCAGGGAGAAGGAUGUACGGUACUCUGAGUUCGGUGGGCUGAAGAAUAGAAAGUCUCAUCAGUUCUCGACCCUGUCUGUUGGCUCAGGAUUUUCUGGUGCUUAUGACAGGAUUAAAGAAAGACAGAGGAAGCUUCAGGCACUACAACAAGCAGUGGAUGAUCCAAUCCACACCCACCAGCGGUACCACAGUGAUUACAGCUCCUCCAGUGAGAGCACCUCAGUGGCCUCCUCUGAUCCGGAUUACCGUCAAGCUAAGAAACCCGGAGAGGUGACAAGAUACGGCUCCCACCUGGCACUUUCUCCUGAACACGACGCCUUGUCAGUCACGAGUCACAACACGCAGAGACACAGGCAUGAUGAGGGACUGGCCGAAGAUGGUCUGGUUGGAGCUGAGCUGCUCCUGCAGAGGCAGGAGGAGGAGGUGCAGAGACUCCAGGCGCACCUGGCCAACAGGUUGUCCAGGGCCAACUUCUAUCCCGCCGACGAGCCCCUGGUCCCACCUCACACUUCCCUGCUCGACCUUCAGGAUCCUCUUUACACUUCUUCUGUAUCACUUCGCAAAAACAAGAACUUUCAUGGGCCUGAGUUUGUGAAGAUGGCCAGUGAGCCCGGUGUUGCCUUAACCGUGCCCUCUUCAAUCAUGAAACGCGGGAAGGGGGAAGAAGUGCAGAAGAAGGUGGGAGUGAUGCUGCUGAACGGCCAAAAGCUGGAGCUGAGCUGCGACAUCAAGGCGGUUUGUAAAGACGUUCUUGACAUGGUGGUGGCCCACAUAGGGUUCGUGGAGCAUCAUCUUUUCGGCCUUGCAUACCUCAAAGACGAUGAGUUUUUCUUUGUGGAGCCUGAUGCCAAACUGACCAAAGUGGCCCCGGAGGGAUGGAAAGAGGACCCUAAGAAAAGAAGAUCCGACAUGCCUUUUAACCUUUUCCUUCGCAUCAAAUUCUUCCUCGAUGACGUCAACCUCAUACAGCAUGCCAUGACCAAACACCAGUACUAUCUACAGCUGAGGAAGGAUAUCUUGGAGGAAAGAAUUCGCUGCAACACAGAAAACGCCAUGUUGCUGGCUUCGCUGGCACUGCAGGCUGAAUUUGGAGACUACCAACUCGAGCUCCAUGGGAAGACCUAUUUCCGACUGGAACACUACCUGCCCGUGUCUGUCUUGGACAAAGUGGAUCAAACCACCCUCAGAGAAGAACUGCCAAAGCUUCACAGCAACUACUACGGAGUUUCAGAAUCUGAAGCAGAGUUUGAGUUCCUCAAGGUGAGCCAGAGACUGAUGGAGUAUGGGGUCCACUUCCAUCGGGUCCUUCCAGAAAAGAGAUCUCAGACGGGGAUCAUGCUGGGUGUCUUCUCCAAAGGAGUCCUCAUCUUUGAAGUUCUCAAUGGCAAUCGGACCCCGGUCCUGAGGUUCCCCUGGAGGGAGACCAAGAAGAUUUCCUUCACAAAAAAGAAGAUUUGCCUUCAGAACACAUCAGAUGGGAUUAAGCACCUUUUUCAGACGGACAGCAACAAGACGUGUCAGUAUCUGCUUCAGCUGUGCUCGGAUCAGCAUAAAUUCCACCUGCAGAUGAAGGCCCGCCAAAAUAACCAAGAGCUGCAGGACCUAGAGAACUGCCCCUUGAGUAGUUUGCAGUAUUCGGUCAAUCCCGGGGGAGGUCCGUCGGGAUGGACGGUGAGCUCAGGCAGUCUGGCCCCGAGCCUAUCGACACGCUCCAACCCAGACAUCUUGAAGAGGAUCUCUUACUCAGAAGUGGCUCUCAACAAGGCCCCGUCCGGCUUAGGCCAAGAUGAGCUUCACCUCCCUGGUUUCAAUCCAGGGCCUUCAAUGGCACUUUCCAAUCCACGGAUAAUGAGUCGAUCCCACCACAAUCUCGCCCAGAUGCCGGAAUCUCCGGGGCACCAAGAACUGACCCAACCAAAAUCAAACCAAGUGGCUUCCCACUUCCAGCAGCGCCAGCAAGCCAGCUCAGACACAGACUCCCUGUCGAAUCAACAGGACAAAUCAUUUAGUCCACUACCCCACAGCAGUCCUGCCUGGCGCCUCAACAAGUCUAAAAAAGAGUCUGACUCUUCAUCUUUAGAGGAUGCUGGCCAAGCAUACGUAGUCGGUGUAAGCAUGCACGGUUCCUCUGGACCACCUUCAACCCCCGGCUCUGUUCAUGAUUCACUGAAGAAAAAGGUCGAUGAGCUGCCAUCUCCAGAGAGAGAAAUCAGAGCUGUAAGCCUGAAGAAAGAUGUGAAAUAUGGACUGGGGUUUCAGGUUGUGGGAGGGGAGGACUCUGGUCGAACAGACCCCGGUACCAUCAUCAGCGCCAUCACUCCUGGAGGUCCUGCUGAUGUCAACGGCUGCCUCAAACCUGAUUUAUCUUCAGGAUAUGUUCCCAACCAGCCCAAGACUUCAUUAAAGUUGCUUAACGUUGAUACAUCAUCAGAGGAACAUCCAGGAACAGGGAGUCCCAGUCCAACGCGGCAUGGCGCUGGUGUAGCGUCAUAUCCCUCAUCCCCCGGCCACCAGCGUGCCAGCCUCAGUCCUCAAGAGUCCAGGCCAAGCAGCGUUGCUAAAAUCAGCCACCCCGCCCCUAACGGAGUUCAGCAGUGCUUGGAAAGAGCCAAAGCCGCCGUAUCCAUCGUCCAACAGCAUGGACCAGAACCAAGUGCAGCUUCGGGUCCCACUCCACCAGCUCUGCCACCGAAAACGAGAAAGGUUAAAACUCCAGAAGUUCCCAAAGUGACGGAGUACUCUGACAGGGGGGAUUCGGACAUGGACGAGGAGACGUUUUCCAGUAGUCAAGAGAAACUGAAGGUCAAAAAGGAAUACGUCACGGAAAAUGUACAUGACAAUGCCCCAGGGGUCAGUAGUCUCCAUCCAGGAGAUCUAUUUGACGUUGAGCUGUCUAAAAAAGACAGCAGCCUGGGCAUAAGUGUCACGGUACUGUUCGGCAAGGGGGGAGCAAAUACAACCGUCCGACAUGGAGGCAUCUAUGUCAAAGCCGUCAUACCGAAAGGUGCUGCAGAGCUCGAUGGACGGAUACAGAAAGGUGACCGCGUAGUGGCCGUAAAUGGAAAAGGUCUGGAGGGAGCCACCCAUCAGCAGGCGGUCGAUGCCCUCAGAGACACGGGACAGGCAGUGCACUUGUUACUAGAGAAGGGUCAUCCACCUGCAGACGUCGGCCACGCUCCCCUCACGCCCCAGGGCACCGCACGAUGUGCUUCCAGUGGCCGCGAUCAGACCAGAGACCGGGAGCAACCUGCUGAGUCCAAAGAAAAACCCGAGUACAGCUUUGUCACCCGAGAUAACGUGUUUGAGGUGGGCCUGCUGAAGAACACUUCGGGUCUGGGCUUCAGCUUCAGUCGUGAGGAGCACAUUCCCAGUGAUCCCCACGGCUCCAGCAUGGUGCGGGUUAAGAAGUUGUUCCCGGGCCAACCGGCCGCAGAGAGCGGUCGGAUCUCCGUGGGCGACGUCAUCUUGCGCGUCAACCAAACCCCCCUCAAGGGUCUCUCGCAACAUGAAGUGAUAUCUGCCUUGCGGGGAACAGGACAAGAGGUGACGUUGCUGCUCUGUAGACCUGAGCUUGGCGUCCUCCCUGAGAUGGAUGCUGCAGUUAUGACACCGAAACCAUCACCAAGAAGAGAGCCGGCAACACUCGCUGAGCCCAGCCCGAACUUGGACAGGACCGCUUCUCCUCCCGGUAACCAAGGCAACAGGAACCCGGGCCCCGUGGGAGAAGCCCUGGAAAGGCUGCAGCUCAAAACUCCCGGCCGACACAACAGCUACAGCGACAGUAGCGACGGGGACGGGGAGGUGGAAGAAGCCUUCAGCCCCAGCGCUCUGCAACACAGCAGGCAAACCUGGGAACAAAGCAUUUAUCAAACUCCCAGCAGCAACCUCGGACUGGGACGCUACGACAGCUCUGGUCAGCUGAAUAACACCUUCCACUCGGCUUUCUAUUCCCCGAACCUGUCCAUGACGAGGUCAGACAUCAGCAACAGGUGUCCUUCAUCACCUGUGGCAGCUGAUCUGAACUCAUCAGCGCUACAUGCCCCGAGCCCAGACCCCCUGCCCCCUCCGCUGCCCCUAAACCUGCCAGGCAACGGACAGCACAUGGACGAAUUUCUCCCGGAAGUUGAGCUAAACAUCUCUUUGAUGAAGUCGGAAAAGGGCAGCCUUGGCUUCACCCUCACCAAAGGAAACGAUCACGGGUGUUACAUCCAUGACAUUGUCCAGGAUCCAGCCAGAGGAGAUGGAAGGCUCAGGGCCGGGGAUCGAUUGAUUAUGGUCAACAACAUAGAUGUGAGUAAUAUGGGCCACGCCGAGGUGGUCAACCUCGUGCGUGCCGCCCCUCGGGUGGUUGAUUUAGUAGUAGGGAGGGUCCUGGAGGUUCCCAAACCCCCCAUCGAAGCCCAUCUGCUGCCUGACAUUUGUUUCAAGAGCAACCAUGAACCACUAGGGUUGGUACUGGACGGGGGUAGGGACAGUGUGUAUGGGGUGUUAUUUGUGAAAGAGAUCACGCCGGGUUCACUGGCCUCGAAGGAAGGGAGCCUGAGGGUGCUCGACUUAAUCCACUACAUCAACGGCGCCCCGUCCCAGGACCUGACUCUCGGUGAGAGCACGAGGCUGCUGGAGUUCUCCCUGGACGACCUCACGCUCAAGGCCACGCGGGAUGGAAAGCCCGUUUCACCUGAGCAGAAAAGUGUCUCUUUUCAAAACAACAACAUUAUCUCCAAAAUUUCGUCCAGCCUAAAUGGGUUCGUUAAAGGGGAAGAUUCAAGAGAUAUGGAGAGCCUCACUUCACUUUGCCCUUUAGAGGAGGAGAUCAUAAAGCUGGAUCUGGAGAAGCCGCAGUCAGGAGGUUUGGAUUUCUCUGUAAUUGGAGGAGAGAGGGGGAUUUUUGUGAAGUCCAUAAAGCCCGGAGGAGUGGCCGAGUCCUCAGGCAGGCUGCAAGUUGGAGACAGGCUGCUGAAAGUGAAUGAAGAUCUGAUGACCGGGGUGUCCCACACCAAAGCUGUCACCACCAUUCGUAAAGCUAAAGGCCUGGUGCAUCUUAUCAUAUCCAGACCACGUGAUCAGAGCCCCAACACAUACCUGGCCUAUCUGCCCAUCACCACUGAUAAGUGCAACGGCAACAAUGAUCUGAGUGAGGACAGAGGAGUCAAGGUCCGGCUGCGUUUGCCACGCGAUGAUGUGACAUCACGGAGCGUCCCCACCAUACCCCCAAUAGAUUAUGAAGAUUGCUCGCUGGAGCCGAACAAAGACGCGGAGCAGAGUGUAGAUCUUUCAGAGGACACGGACUGUGAUGGGUCAUCGUUACCCGAAGACUCUCCCGUGAAUUCCCGGAAACUCAUGUGGCAUGAAGAGAGUGUUGACGAUCCAAGGAAUGAAAACUAUCUGCAGAUGAGCGCUGGACAGCCAGAGGAAGAUGACAUCACAUGGGGAAGUGAUGAACUUCCCAUUGAAAGCAUGAACUCCAAAUCAAGAGACGACGGGCCAAUUAUCACAGAAGACGAACUGACGUCUCUGCCCCUGGUCAAAGUGGUCCCUGACGGCCAGUACACGGGACCGAAGCUCAACGUGGUGGUCCGCAUGAUGAGGGGGCUUCUUGAGCAGAAAGUCCCACUUCAAGAAUUUGAGAAUCUUCAGAACCUCCAGCCGCUGGACGACUGCUUGAUCGGUCAGACGAAGGAGAACAAGAAAAAGAACCGCUACAAGAACAUCGUUCCCUUCGAUACGACUCGCGUUGUGCUCGGCAAAGACGGAGGUUACAUCAACGCCAACUUCAUCAACAUGCCGGUGAAGGACGAGAGCUACAUGUACAUCGCCUGCCAGGGGCCGUUACCCACCACACUCGGGGACUUCUGGCAAAUGGUGUGGGAGCAGAAGUCCAACGUGAUCGCCAUGAUGACCCAGGAGGUGGAGGGGGGGAAGGUGAAGUGUCAGAGGUACUGGCCCGACACCCCCAGGACCGCGGAGAUGGUUGACGACCGGCUCCAGAUAAUGCUGAUCAAAGUCCAACAUCUGGACAACUUCGUGAUCCGACUCAUCGAGGUCAAAGAUGUCCAGACGGAUGAGAUCCAGCGUGUGACCCACCUGAACUACACCGGGUGGCCCGACCACGGGACGCCCACGCAGCCCGAUCAGCUGCUCACAUUCAUUUCCUACAUGAGGCACAUCCACAGAUCGGGGCCGAUAAUCACGCACUGCAGCGCAGGAAUCGGCCGCUCGGGGACUCUCAUCUGCAUAGACGUGGUUUUGGGGCUCAUCAGCAAAGAUGCCGACUUUGAUAUUUCAGACGUGGUGAGGAAUAUGAGACUUCAGAGACAUGGAAUGGUCCAAACAGAGGAUCAAUAUAUUUUCUGCUACCAAGUCAUCCUCUACGUGCUCAGAUGUCUGCAAGCGGAGGAAAAGAUCUCAGGAUAGUAGAAGCCACACAGGCUCUGUUUGAGUUGACUGGCAAACAUUGCCAAAUUACACUACAUGUUUUAUGUUUUUUUAUGCUUUAAACUAUUUGGUUUUCUUGAGAGUAAAUCUUGAGAGUAAAUCCUUCUAAAAGCUCUAUAUUUUUAUGUUUGCUUCUCAAGUUCUUUCUGGCUGCUACUUCCUUUUGAUGCAUUUAUGCAAGCUGCUGAUUGUAAUUCAUAUCAUCCACAGAGGACACUUUUCUUUUUUUUUUUUUUUUCCAGAUUCUUUGGUAUUUUUAGAGGAUUAUGAAAUGAUUUCAUGUUUUAUGUGGACCCUUUUUGUGUAUCUUGAAGCCUGUUUUGAUGCUGAAACUUGCCUUGACAGAAUACUAUGUCAGUAUUUGCUAUGUAAAUCUAUUACGCAGAACCUGCUCAACGCCGGAGGCAAACCAGGACGUUUAAAGUGUACAUAUUCAUCUUUCUAAAUAUUAAACUGGACACGUUUUAUCUGUUAUGUAGGGGAAAUUUUCUUUAAACAAAAAAAUAGCUCAAAUAUUAUACUUGUUUCUCGUCAUAUUGUGUUUUAUUUUUUUUUUAUUAAAGAUUUUGCAGCUCUAUUGGCCUUUAUCCAAGUUGUAGACAUGAAGAGGGUAGAGAGUGAGAAUGGGGACGACGAGGACUGUAGACUGUACAUGGGCCGCUUGUUUAAACCACUGUGCCACCCAAAAAAAGCACAAAGAAGAGAAUUACAACUUAUCCACUCUUACAGGUGUAAACUGCACAAUUUUGCAGUUAUGAAGUUAAAAUUCUCUGCUGAGGCUGCCGGGGAUGCUUUGGCCUUAGCCCCAUCACCAUUUCUCUUUUGGAAAGUUUCAUGAAUCGUUUUAAAAGUUUGAUGUGGUCUCUGAUACACAUCGAGUAUUGCAACUAUUGCGGUGUAUCAAUAUGCUUACUUUUCAGAUGUCAACGUGAUCUAUGUUUGUAUGUUGUAUGUAGUUACUGAACACAAAUGACUUGAAAUAAAGUACGCCCCUAAGGUGUCUGAGAGAAUAUUGGAGAUGGCUGCAAGUCCUGUAGCAGGUUGUGCACCAGUUCGAAGCAAAGAUGGCUUUCCUUUUAACAGUUUCGCCACCAUGUGGUGCCAAAAAUGUAUGAUUUUAUCUUUGUAAAAUGAGUCCGAGAAGGAGUUCAAAUGUAUUUCAUGUUAGUCUUGGACUUUGUUGGCCGUGCAGUUGCCCAGUUAAGCGAAAUAAAGUUUAUAUUCCUGAAUAAAUUGCAUCGGAAAAUCUGUUUGU